This is a messenger RNA of Chinchilla lanigera (long-tailed chinchilla), 952 nucleotides long. RefSeq names its product NK3 homeobox 2 (gene Nkx3-2). Gene Ontology annotation, molecular function: RNA polymerase II cis-regulatory region sequence-specific DNA binding; DNA-binding transcription factor activity, RNA polymerase II-specific. Gene Ontology annotation, cellular component: nucleus. The record is from RefSeq and is a predicted model, not a curated record. Gene Ontology annotation, biological process: regulation of transcription by RNA polymerase II; cell differentiation. NCBI's taxonomy places the organism in Eukaryota, Metazoa, Chordata, Mammalia, Rodentia, Chinchillidae.
AACGCAGGCAAAGGAAAGAGAAGAAACAGAUAAAUCCGGGGCACAGGGUAACGCGGUGCCCUGCUCCUCUCCGAGCCCAGCGGCCGCCGCAGCCGGGGGCGGGAUCCGCACAGCCUGCCCCGCAGGGCAGAGGGGCCGGCCGGGGCGCAGCCCACAGGCGCGGAGGGGCCGGCGGCGCUGCACCGACGCGCCGGGAGCCGGCGGCCCGGGCCGCGGCGGGGGGAUCCUGGGCCUCGAACCGCCCGCCUGCGAGCUGCACGCAGCCAAGGACCUGGAGGAGGAAGUGGCGGGCCGCAGCGACAGCGAGAUGUCUGCCAGCGUUUCAGGCGACCGCAGCCCGAGGGCCGAGGACGACGGCGUGGGCCCGGGAGGUGCACACGCGCCGGGGCUGUGCGGCGGGGCCGGCGGCGGAGCGGCGGGCGCGGCGGAGCAGGAGGAGGAGGAGCCCGCGGCGCCCAAGCCGCGCAAGAAGCGCUCGCGGGCCGCCUUCUCGCACGCCCAGGUCUUCGAGCUGGAGCGCCGUUUCAACCACCAGCGUUACCUGUCCGGGCCGGAGCGCGCCGACCUGGCGGCCUCGCUGAAGCUCACCGAGACGCAGGUGAAGAUCUGGUUCCAAAACCGUCGCUACAAGACCAAGCGCCGGCAGAUGGCCGCAGACCUGCUGGCGUCGGCGCCCGCGGCCAAGAAAGUGGCCGUAAAGGUGCUGGUGCGAGACGACCAGAGACAGUACCUGCCCGGCGAGGUGCUGAGGCCACCCUCGCUUCUGCCGCUGCAGCCGUCCUACUACUACCCUUACUACUGCCUCCCGGGCUGGGCGCUCUCCACCUGCGCAGCCGCCGCGGGCACCCAGUGAGCGGCGGCGGAGAGGCGGCGAGGAUUCCCGCGCCCAGCUCGGAAGGGGCGGCCGCGGACUGGACCGCUCUUCGCCGGGGCGCCCGAAGGAGGGGACACG